This is a messenger RNA of Prorocentrum cordatum, 1817 nucleotides long. The record is from the annotation of a GenBank genome assembly. NCBI's taxonomy places the organism in Eukaryota, Dinophyceae, Prorocentrales, Prorocentraceae.
AGUCGUCGCUUCGCCUCAAGACGCUUCUGCAGGAAGCAGUGCCCCGCAGGCACCUGCCAUUGGCCGGCUGGCCCUCGUCGGAUCGCUCUUGCCCGGGGUCGCUCUUGCGGACAGCCGAGAGGCGUCCACCUCGCCACGCACGCCGUCGCCCAUGGGCAGGCGCGCCCUGCCGCAGACUCCCCCGCGCCCGAGCACGCGCGGGGCCAAGGCGCAGCUCAGCACUCCGACGCCCUGUCCUCGGGGGCGCAGGGUCGCCCUGGAGUCCGAGAUCGACGCUGCGGUCCGCGAGCGCUGCCUCCUCAGCCUGCAGCUGGCCCUGAGUCGCGGCCACCCCUGCCCUGGCGCGCAUCACAUCUCCGAGGCGGUGAGCCGGGGCCACUGCGGCGCGCUGGAGCUCCUGCUGGAGGCGGGCUCGGAGGGGCUCGACGAGGAGUGCAGAGGCCAGAGGCCGCUGCAGACGGCGUGCGAUCGGUCCGCGUGCCAGGGGGACGAUGGGUACAGGCUGGCAGAGGCGCUGCUGCGGCACGGCGCCGACCCCGCGUGCGGCGACGUCUCGCACCCGCCGCUGCACGAGGCCUGCAGACGAGGCAACGCCCAGAUGGUCCUGCUCCUGCUGCAGCACAAGGCCGACCCCAGCGCGCCUUCCCCGGGCGGCCACUCGCCUCUGCACGCGGCCUGCCAGGGCGCCCCGGUGCUCGACCCCGCGCUGCACCCGAAGGUGGUCGACGUCCUCCUGCUGCACGGGGCCCGCCCGCUCGCCGCCGACGACUUCGGCCUCCCUCCGCGGGCGUACGCGGCGGAGGGCGGCCUGUACCAGAAGCUCGGCAGGGCCGAGAGGUGGUGGACCCGACGCUCCCUCCGCUCCGUGUGCCGCGCCACGGCAGACUGGCCGGGGCUGGCCCCUCCCGAGCGCGGGCCCGAGCGCCUGCUGCACGGUGUGGUCACGCUGUCCGGGGUGCUGGGGGCGGUGUUGGACUUGGUGUCCCACGAGGCGGCCCCGGGCACCCGGUGCUGGCAGCACCAGCGCGGACCAAUCCUGCAGUGGGCCCCCUUCUGCUAGGCGGAGAGGUGGGAGGGGCUCUCGCUGGCGUCCCUGGGCGUGCAGCCGCUCUGUCUUGCUCCCAUCCUUGCCCUUCUGGAGCCUCUGCUUUCGCCCCGGACGAGGCUUCACGGCACCUGUGCGGCACACAGCGCCGCGCCGCAGUGAUGGGCAGUUGCCGUGCUGCAGGGCGGCGGCACCUGAGUGGAGUCUGAUGGAUGUUGGGAGGCGGCAUUCAUGAGAAGGAGGAGGAGGGGAGGGAGGAGAGGAGAAGGAUAAGUGUUCGAUCAGCUGCUACUGCUGUCGUUUUCUGUAGAUAUUGCCUUGGGAACGGGUGUUGCUGUUUGAAGUUGUUGUACCAUGUAGAAAGAAUUCGUGUGGCCAUGCCACUCCAUGAUUUUUUGCUGAAUUCAAGUGGUAGCAUCGUAGCGAAGUGGCGCACUAUUAUUCAGAACAGUGGCCUUGGGAGGGAUGAGAAGCACUAUGUGCGACGCUUCCGACGGAACCGCUGAAGUGCGGAAUCGUCCAAAUACUAGUUUUCAAAUUUUCAGCUGCUCUCCACGCGGGACAGUACGGCAAAAGUGCCGCCCCGUCCGCUGCGGCGACUUCACGCACGCUGCCUCAGCACCAAUGGCGAAAUAGCUCGCCUUCUGUGGCGCGUGACCGCGGCCGAAAAUUUCGCCCGUUGGUCUUGGCUCGAGGUUGACAAAACAGCGCACGAUUGGAGAAGGCAUCAGAUCUCCGAAGCAGUGCUGGACCAUGCGGAGCAUGCGACCGA